AUGAAAACAAAAGUAAGAAUCAAGUCUCGUGUGGUACAUGACACCUUGCAUAACCGAGAUAUCAUCGAAAUGUUUCAUGGGAUAUUGGGAACGAACGAUGAGUCGAUUAGUCUCCAUGUUGUAUAUCCAAAAUAUGAAACCCUCUGCAGUCUUUCCACAAAGUUUAUCGAAAUCCUAAACGUCUUAUACCGAAGCAGUGUGCUUAGUAAAUUCGAUGACAGCACGAAAGAGCGCCUAGGCGGUUAUGUACAGGAACUACGGGAACUGUCCCACUUGACAUUUACGGCUCCAGACAUUAGACCCUACUUACCGGAACUCCCUCUGCAACUAAAUAUGACUUUGGGUGUUGAAGACUUUAGUAAGGUCCCCCCCCCUAUUGGCGGACAAUUCCGGAAGACCUACCUGUCGACAAAAAAGAGCCAGUUAGUAAACACAAUAAUAGUCACCUGCAAAAACCUAGUCACUCAUAGGUCAUACCUCAGUGAUGCAAACAAGUUAUGUGACCAGUUCCUAACAGGGAAUGCGGGAUUGUCUUAUGCACCUUUGCCCAAUCUCCCUGGUCUCAACUUCAAACAAAUAUAUAUUAGUACCCGUCUAGACGAGAAUGACAGAAGGCUGCUACUUCUAGUGCUGCACAAGCUAUUGGUUUGCAGUUAUGAUGUGUACAAAUUAGCGUCAUCACCUGAUGUUAACGUAGACGAAUUUGUCGAAGUUAUCAAAACGUCAAUAGAAGAAGUCAGGCGCCAUUUGCCACGGUGUGAGAUGGCCUUCGAUAAGAUCCUCACGAGCGUGGACACGUUCAAAGAGAACUUUGAGAAAUAUUACCACGAUUAUAUAGUUAGCAACAAUCCAACCAGUAUAAUGGAGAAUUUUAUUUUCGAUGUCUCCAAGACUUCAGACCUUUCUCCUGACAUGACUAGACAGUUCCAGCAAAUUAUUGCUUACUAUCGCAAACUCGCUCCACUACAAACUGCGGAUCCUAGAUUGCAAAAUCUUUUCCAUCACGUGGACAAGAACAUACAAGAACUAGAACGAAAUAAGUUCACAAUGAGUGAAACAAGUACAUGUUGA
This is a messenger RNA of Rhizophagus irregularis DAOM 181602=DAOM 197198, 1071 nucleotides long. RefSeq lists its product as uncharacterized. Lineage: Eukaryota; Fungi; Glomeromycota; Glomeromycetes; Glomerales; Glomeraceae. The record is from RefSeq and is a predicted model, not a curated record.